AACGUGCCGAUCACGUGGUUGGUGUGACGUCAUGCCGUGUGGACGUAGAGAACGGAAAUAUCAGGCGACAGUCUGCACCCCGAGAUGGUGAGGCGCGCAACGCUUCUUGACCCGCUAUGACGGACACGGAGGAGAUUGCCAAACUCGUGGAUGGUACCUAUAAGAAUAUCUUGGAGAAAUUUAAUCCAUGUGCCAGACAACUUAUCACAGCAGGAAAAGCCUACUUGAAGGCUCUACACGGUGCUGUAUCGGCUUCGAAAGUGUAUAUAGAAGCUAUCCACAAGUUAGCCCGUCACGCCCACCAAGGAACUUGGGGAGGAUGCACAGAUAUUGGAACUGCUCUGAUGCAAUUGUUGGACGUGCAGAAAGAGAUCCAGGCCCAGCAAAUGAACAUCUUGAAGGCGUUCUACGUUGACUUGUUGGUUCCACUGGAGACUAAUCUAGAGAAAGAUGCUAAAAUCGUUGCUACGGAGCAUAAAAAAUUCCUUCAACAACACAAAUCCUUCCAAGAUAGCUACUUAAAAGCAGUCUCUACGGUUAAGAAGCAGAGGAAAAAGAAUAGGAGCAGUAGAUCCUCUAAUAUUGACAAAGAAAUCAAACAAAUGCAGAUAAUGGAAGAAGAAAAGAUGAAGUUGGAUCAUUUCUGCGUAGGAAGCCUGAAACAGGCCAUUACUCAAGAAAGGCGAAGAUACGGUUUCGUUCUGGAAAGACAAUGCUCCUUGACUAAACACCGUCUGGUAUAUCACAGUAAGGGGCAGGCAUUGCUGCAACAUCACUUAGAAGAGUGGAACGAAGUAGCAGCGGCAAGAGAACUUCUACCAGAAACAAUGGAAAAACUAUUUCCGUCCAGUGACAUCAGGAUAGGUAGCGAAUACGCAUCUUCGAAUAUUUUAUUAGAUAUUGGGUCUAGUGAACCCCUGAGUAUAUCGAGUUAUGCUCAAGGAGGAUUGAGAAAAACCAGAAGCAUCGAUGCAAGUUGCGGAGAUUUGUGCGACGUUCAGGAGUUGAAUUAUCAACGUCCCCUAUCUCGGGCUAAAUCCGAUUUUAAUUUGGCUUCUUCUAGCGCUAGUCUCGUCUCUAGUGAAUAUGUGAUGCCGCUUCGUCCCAAAAGUAUGGUAGAAAGCGCCAAGAGCGAAAUUCAUCACGUGAAAGCCCUCUAUUCUUAUUUGUCUAGUGGUGAACAUCAACUCAGCUUCCACGAAGGCGAUGUUAUUGCUUUAAUUGGCGAAAGGAAUAAAGGUUGGCAAUACGGAGAGAAUCUAAGAAAUCACAGAUGCGGAUGGUUUCCUAUUGCCUACACUGAACCAAUAACUUCUAAUGGGAGGCAUCCAGAAGGCGAAAGACAUAUUGGUUCUCGUCAUCCAGGGCUCGUAAGUCCCGAUCUCCCAACCUCGCUGACCUUUAGUGAUUUCACCACGGUUACCCAUCACACCAUUCCUAUCCAACUAUCUAGAGGCGAACAUACGCCCAUAAUUGCGCCAACAUUAUUGACCUUUGGCGAUCCUCCUCCAGUUGAAUCGUCUAAGGUACGUCCGCCCGUUGUUCCGUCCUUACUCCAACCUCCUCCACCCCCGUCCAUAUCGUCCCAUCCCUCCUCCUCCUCCGCUUCCACUACAGAAGGACAUCCAGUGAGUCCUCCACGUCCUCCUAGAAGAUCUCUUACUUCACCUUUACCACUUCCUCAUCCCGGCUCAACUAGUCUACACAGCAGCAACGAUAGCGGCUUUUGCAACGAUUCCAGCCCUCAUCCUGCCAACCUUAACGAUGGAGAAAUCGAAAGACAAGGGGAGAACAUUUUCGCUGGUGUCAAACUUCGCAAAGUUUUGACUAAUGAUCGAUCCGCUCCAAUGUUGUCUUGAUCCUACUUCAGGUGUAUAGUAUAUUCUAGUAAAUAUUUUGCUUUGUACGAUAAAAAGAGAAGACACGCCAUGUCUAGAAGCUGAAUAAAAUUUCGAAAAAAAAAAAAAAAGGAAAUAGUCUGGAGGCCUUUAAAGAAAUAGAGGAUGAAUGAUCGGGUUUUCACUUGUUAUUUUAGUGGCGAUAAAUAGUCUUGAAUGAUGUAUAGAUAACACCUGCAGGACAAAGGAGAGGAAUGAUUAUUGGAAACCGAUGUCGUAUCAACUGGGCCAGAUGUCUAACAUUAUUAGAAAGAACCUUCAUUUUGACAUCGAUAAAGAAAAGAUCGUAAAUCGCAGAUGCGGAUCCGAUAGAUCUAAAGGGAAAAAAAAAAUCAAAACGUGCCUCGUUCGAAGCGAUUUAAAGUCUAGUUUAAAGCUCAUUUGCAUUAAUUCAAGAAAGCAAACCGCGGAAAAAGUUCUUAUUAUUCAGAAUACAGAAAAAAUAUCCACAAACAAUCGGAAUUUUUUUUUAAAUCUUCGUUAAUAUUGCAUUAAAAACUACAGUUUUCAACCGCAAACUGUUAAACGAUUCUCAAUAAUUAUCGUUAUUUUUUUUUAACCACCACUACUUCUUAUGGCGAUAAACUAUUAAACUCGAAAUUAUUCGAUUCGUAAAAUAAUUAUAUAGGCCUAUAUAAAAUCGUUUUAUCCGAAAAUCCCGUAAACUGGUAUUUUAACAGCUUCGGCAAUCGUUACAUAAAGAAAAUCCUCCACGGAACUAGGUGUAAAAGCCACACCCGUCUAGCAAAAACAAACUUAGAAAGUUUUUCUCCAGAGAAAGGAAUUCCCAGCUGCGUCACCAGUGUUCAACACGACGCCACAAGAGAUGAAGGGGAAGAGGAAAAAAAAAAAAACAACAAAGCUUCUUCCGACCUUCAUUGAUCUAAGUAAGACCUUACCAUCCAAGUAAAUGUGUUUCUCUUGUAUUCUGUCUACCACCUGUCACACACACUCCAGUCUGGUCGAGGACGUCACCCCGACCUACGGCAAAGCAGAUGGAAAGAAUAAAAAAAAAAAAAAAACUAGACGAUUUCCGCUUCCAGUUCAAUCGAGUAAAGAGUUUUAAAACCGCACGAUUCCAUUCUCUUCUCUUCUAUUAUCCCUCACCGACAAUUGUAAAAAUUAAAUGGAAGCCGCAGACUUCUCGAGGAAAGUAGAGUACUGUACAGUACGUUCCGAUUGGUGGGUUUAACGUCUUUUAUCUUAGCUACCGGAUGGACGAAUCGUAAAACGGGUUGGUCCGAAAACUUCAUUUGAACGGAUCGUUCGAUCCGAGACAUCAACCAAACGAAUUCCAUUAAAUGCUCGGUUGCUCGAUGUGUACGUAGGAACGUGUCCGGUAAUGGAUAAAAGUGUUCCUCCAUUCUUCCGGAUAUUUUUAGUCGCGUCGUAACCAAAUUACGAUCCCUUUGCUACGAAACACAAGUUUUAUAUCUCAACAGCGGAAUAAAUGAAUAUGUUUGGGGUUUUAUUAACGUUUGAUGUCCCUCCUCCUCCUCCUCCUCCUCAUCCUCAUCCCUCCUAAGACACGACCAGUCGAAAUGUAGUUUGAUUACAUCGUCGUAAAGCUGUAUAAACCCGUAACUAAAUUCUUUCCAUGUAAAAUUAUAGAAUAUCAUUAUUAAAUAUGUAACAUGAAUAUUUUCUAAAUUCUUCCUUUCCCUCCGUUGAAGAAUAUACCCAACUUUGUAAUCGUAUCGCAUGCAUAAUGAAAACCGCAGAACACGGAUAAUUUUUUAAGGGAAAAAAUGAAAAUUUCGAGCAGAAAAAUUCCCUUAAAUCCAGUAAAUCCCUAGUCGAGAUUAGAACUGUUUAAUCUGACGAUACUCGAUAGUUCUUGCGAUAUUUUAAACUUCCUAAUUGGAUUUAUACAAGUAGAGACUUCUCUUAAACUUAACAUAAUUGGAUCAUCAUUUAGAUUUAUCAGAGUUCUUAAUAAUUGGGACUAAAGGAUCGUAUUUCGUGUAAUUGGAUAUCUUGUAAUUUUUUUUUAUUCUCCUCCUCCUCCUCCUCCUCCUUCCUCCAUUAUAUACAAUACAGUAUGUAGGAUGUUGCUGUGUUUAGAUGAAUUAUAAAGAACGUUGCGUAAACCUGGCUGUAGGAUGUUUAUAUUUAACAUUUCUUUACCAUUUUAUCAGUCGUUUUGAUAUAUAACUUUAGUUAAUCGAGUUUCCUCGCAUUUAAAAUGAACUCUCUUUACUUUUUAUUGCGCUAGAAAUAAUCGUAAUAAUCGAGAUACCGGGAAGGAAAUGCUAUUUCGGUAUAGAAUUAUCAUUUAAAUUCGUUACUUUGAAUUCAAAUUUGUCUAGAAAUAAAUGGAAUUUCAACGGUAAAGGUAGGAUUGAUCGAUGGAGUAACCAUUUCUCGGUAUAAUUCCGAUAGAGAAAGUCGAUAGAAUUAAAUUGCGUGUCUUAAUAUUCUUUAAUUAAUCCUAAAUCAAUUAAAGUGACUAUUAAAUCACAGUAUAUAAUAUCUAUCUGGCGGAUAGAUUUAUAAAUCAAUUCAUUGGGCGAGACUCCAAUAACGGAUUCAUUAGGUCAUUUCUGUUAUUUAUCCAGGAAAUUGUUUGUUGCCAGAGAUGAUUUAAUAGACAAAACAAUUUGCUCCCGACAGCGAAAACGUCAUAACUGCAGGCAGUUUAUAUCACUUCCUAUCGAUUUUUACCUUUAGAAAAAUCUAUUAAAUAUAAACUUCUUCCACCUGUAAACAAUUAAAAAGUCCUCGUCGCACUUAAAAUCAAUUCGAAGAGCGUGAAUUAUAUUCAUUGGCGAAUGGACCAUUUAUUGAGAGAAUUCCACUCGUUUCAAUGUAAUUUGUAGACAGUUUGAAUGAGCGUAUGUUAAAGAGCAUUUGUUUCUGUACAUUUAUCCAACUUCAAUUGUUUAAUAGUCGGCAAUGUAUUUAUUUAAACCUAUUCAAAUUACUUUGUUUCAU
This is a messenger RNA of Centruroides sculpturatus (bark scorpion), 4832 nucleotides long. RefSeq names its product brain-specific angiogenesis inhibitor 1-associated protein 2-like (gene IRSp53). Gene Ontology annotation, cellular component: nucleoplasm; cytosol. Gene Ontology annotation, biological process: actin crosslink formation; plasma membrane organization; actin filament bundle assembly. Gene Ontology annotation, molecular function: protein binding. NCBI's taxonomy places the organism in Eukaryota, Metazoa, Arthropoda, Arachnida, Scorpiones, Buthidae. The record is from RefSeq and is a predicted model, not a curated record. The coding region runs from base 117 to 1859 and encodes 580 amino acids. The transcript has 14 exons.